This is a messenger RNA of Anolis sagrei ordinatus, 1104 nucleotides long. It is a transcript of the gene RXFP4, whose product is annotated as relaxin family peptide/INSL5 receptor 4. The record is from RefSeq and is a predicted model, not a curated record. Gene Ontology annotation, biological process: G protein-coupled receptor signaling pathway; immune response; cell chemotaxis. Gene Ontology annotation, molecular function: C-C chemokine binding; C-C chemokine receptor activity. Lineage: Eukaryota; Metazoa; Chordata; Lepidosauria; Squamata; Anolidae. Gene Ontology annotation, cellular component: external side of plasma membrane; membrane.
AUGGAGGCCAGGAGGGAUCUGGAACUCAAGAACCAGACCUCCCUUGACCGCAGCGUUUGGAAUUGGUCCUCGGUUGGUGCCUUCAAUGAGGAUGAAGACCUUCAGAUGCCUUCUGACGUUGCCUUUGGCUUGCGGAAGACCAUCGUUGUGGUCUAUGCGUUGGUCUGUGCCAUGGGGCUGUUGGGAAACGCGUUGGUGAUGUACUUAAUCCGAGCCCAGAAGAUCCGCCCCGCGCCGACCAUUAAUAUCUUCGUCUUUGGCUUGGCGGCGGCCGACUUCCAGUUCUCCUUGACCCUUCCCUUUUGGGCAACCGAGAUGGCGCUGGACUUCAGCUGGCCCUUUGGCAUAACCUUAUGCAAGAUAGUCCCAUCGAUGACCGUCCUCAGUAUCUACACCAACGUCUUCUUGCUCACGGCCAUGAGUGUCGCUCGCUACCAGUUGGUGGCUUCAGCCAUCAAGGAUGGUUCCAGAAUCACAAUGAGUGUGGCCAAGUGGACAACGUUGGCUCUUUGGGUCUUAGCCAUGGGAGCCACCAUUCCGACCAUGAUCUACACCACUGUGGUGGACGUCCUUGGGGUGGAAAUCUGCGUUUUCAAGUUCCCGUCGCCGUCUUGGUUGGGCGCCUACCAACUCCAGAGGGUGGUCUUCACCUUCGUGGUGCCAUUAGUGGUCAUCUUGACCUCCUACCUGCUCCUCCUGAGGUUCCUCCACGUCCACCGUGUCUCCAGUGAGAACUCAAAGAGGCGGAAACAAGUCAUGGCUACGGUCGGCUUAGUGGUGGGGUGCUUCUUCGUCUGCUGGUUCCCCAACCACGCCGUGACCUUUUGGGGCAUCCUAAUCAAGUUCGAGGUGGUCUCUCUGGGGAAGGCCUUCUACGUCGUCCACACGUACUUUUUCCCCAUCUCCACUUGCUUGGCUCACACCAGCAGUUGCCUCAACCCGGUUCUAUACUGCCUGAUGCGUCAUGAGUUCCGGGAAGCCCUCAAAGACACCUUCCGGAGGUUCUCCUCCUCCGUGGCGAACUACCAGUACUUCUCUUCUCACCGGACGCUGGAGGAAGUCGUGGUCCUGCCCUUGAGCCACAGGAGUCCAAUCGAACAGUAG